Molecule: messenger RNA, 1684 nt
Organism: Archocentrus centrarchus (flier cichlid)
Lineage: Eukaryota; Metazoa; Chordata; Actinopteri; Cichliformes; Cichlidae
Gene: cdkl1
Product: cyclin dependent kinase like 1 (CDC2 related kinase)
Exons: 10
Coding region: 161-1219 (352 amino acids)
Biological process (GO): protein phosphorylation
Cellular component (GO): nucleus
Molecular function (GO): ATP binding; protein serine/threonine kinase activity
Source: RefSeq, a predicted model, not a curated record
AGCAGGAGCUCGCUGGAUCUGCAGGAGCAGUUGUGCUGUGAUCCUCCACCUUACGUGUUGAUGUUUGGAGGAAGAAGAGGAUCCUCCUGAGUCUGGAUUUCUUCCUUUAGAAACAUCUGCGAACAUUUUAACAGAAAAGGAGCGCCGCUUCUUCCCGAGUAUGGAGAAGUACGAGAAGAUUGGAAAGAUCGGAGAGGGUUCCUACGGCGUCGUGUUCAAGUGCAGAAACAAAGACACAGGGCAGAUUGUCGCCAUCAAGAAGUUUGUGGAGUCAGAGGAUAAUCCCAUCAUUAAAAAAAUUGCACUGAGGGAGAUCAGGAUGCUCAAGCAACUGAAACACUCCAACCUGGUGAACCUGAUCGAAGUGUUUCGACGCAAACGAAAGCUUCACCUGGUGUUCGAGUACUGCGAUCACACCGUCCUCAACGAGCUGGACCGCCAUCCCAGAGGCGUUCCAGAGCAUCUCGUAAAAAGUAUAACCUGGCAGACGCUUCAAGCAGUCAACUUCUGCCACAAACAGAACUGUAUUCACAGAGACGUCAAACCGGAGAAUAUUCUCAUCACCAAGCAUCAAGUCAUCAAACUCUGCGACUUUGGGUUCGCCAGGAUUCUCACUGGACCGUGUGACUACUACACAGACUAUGUUGCAACCCGCUGGUAUCGCUCCCCCGAACUGCUGGUGGGAGACACUCAGUAUGGCCCCCCAGUGGACGUGUGGGCAAUCGGUUGCGUGUUUGCCGAGCUCCUGUCGGGGACGCCUCUGUGGCCGGGGAAGUCAGACAUGGAUCAGCUGUAUCUGAUCAUAAAGACUCUCGGAGAUCUGAUUCCUCGACACCAGCAGGUCUUCAGCAACAACCAGUUCUUCUGUGGUGUUUCCAUUCCAGAGCCACAGCAGAUGGAACCUUUGGAGCAAAAAUAUCCAAACCUCUCGCAUCAAGCCCUGAGCCUGAUGAAGGGCUGUCUGAGGAUGGACCCGUCUGAGCGGCUGACCUGUGAGCAGCUCCUCCAGCAUCCGUACUUCGACAGCCUGAGAGAACGAAACGAGAGCACGUCUCGAGAGCAGGACCGCUCCGGCAACAAAAGGACACGUUUACCUCGCAGACACGUUCCCCCCGGGUAUUUGCCACAGCUGACUGGCAGCAGCUUCUUUCCAGCUCUGGACAAUAAGAGGUACUACAACAACCUGCGCAAGUUCAACUAUCACCUACCGAACAUCUAAUCUCACCGGUCCUGAUCCAAGUUCAUCCUGACCACCAUCAACAGUUCAGUUAACACGAAGCAGACUCUGGUAGCACUUUUUAAAACACAUUUGAUGAAGCUCCGACCACUUUUUAAGAUAUUUAUCACGAGGUGUGUCCAGUAUCUCCCCACUGAUGUCAGUCUAUGCACUAUCCCCAGCAGGUCCACUGGGACAUGUUGGUUUAUGUAUGUUGCAGACGUUUCAGACUGAUUUUUGUAUAGAGACAAGAAGCAGUGAGCUGCUCCACCGUAGCUGCUGAGUAGACUGAGGGUUAAACUCCAAUGUACUGCCUUGCCUGGUUUGCCAAAUGUAUUUUUAUAUAAUGACGGGCUCUGUAAGAGCAACUUGUUUGUUGUUUAUUUGAGUAAAUUAUAAUACAGGACGCAGAGUUUAACCACUCAUGAGCAUUUCAGAAAAUAUUAUUUAUUGACAUUAGGAGUGAAU